Trypanosoma grayi is the source of this 2067-nucleotide messenger RNA. RefSeq lists its product as hypothetical. The coding region runs from base 1 to 2067 and encodes 688 amino acids. The transcript has a single exon. Lineage: Eukaryota; Euglenozoa; Kinetoplastea; Trypanosomatida; Trypanosomatidae. The record is from RefSeq and is a predicted model, not a curated record. Gene Ontology annotation, molecular function: protein binding.
AUGACGGCGCGACGCCAGAAGUUCUACCCCGCCGCGGAGAUCGUGGCGCUGGUGCAGUCGUUGGACCGCCCGCAGGACAAUGGGCUCUUCUCGCGCGACGUGCUGCUUGUUUACCCGCGCAUCGCGGAGGCGUACACGAAGGCGUGCCCGCGCCGCUGCGACCUCGAGACGGCCGCGCAGAAGGCUGCGAACGACGCGUACGGCUACGACGUGAAGCUCACGGAGCUGCGCGAGGACGUGGAUCUGAUGGUGAGCAACUGCCUGCGCUUCAACGGGGUGCAGGGGCCGUACGCCGACACUGCCCGCAGCUUUGAGAAGUUCGCAAAACAAGCGAUCGACGCGUACGUGGCGCAGAAGACCGGUGGACGCCGUGUUUCGUCGCUGCGGCUCUCGGCUGUUGGCGAGGCAGAAGGAAAAGGAACGCGGGGCAAACGACAGCGUGAUGAGGCGCAGUUGUCACAGCAAAAAAACAGCAGCAACAACAACAACAAUAAUAAUAAUACUCAGGGGAACACUUCGAGCUGCACGGAGCUUGUUAAGCUUGUCGAUUCACUGAACCGCCGCGAGGACAAGGGUGCCUUCGCCGUGGACGUGGCGGAGGCGUACCCGGAACUGCGCAAGGAGUAUGAGGCGACCUGCCCGGUGAAGAUGAACCUCAUCAUCGCCAAGGAGCGUGCGGCGAGUGGAUUCUACCUCGGCCUGCAGCACGGGCAGCAGCAGCAGCGGCAACGCGGAAGUGAGGUGGCGCUGUCAUCGGUCUUGGGUAGCAGUGUCGCGGAGUCGUUGGUGCUGCUGCGGGAGGAUGUAGAGCUGAUGGUGUCGAACUGUAUCCGCUUUAACGCCAAGGUGCAGGCGUGGGUGCAGCUCGCGCUGUCGUUUCAGCUGCACGCACACGAAAAGAUUGACGAAUUCGUUCUCCGUCACGCCCCAUCACUCAAAGGCACCGAGACUGGCGUUGACGUCUACGUCAAGGCAAAACAGCAACAACAAGAGCAGCAGAAGCAGUCGCAAGGGCAAGAGCAACCACAACGGCGCCCGGGCAGCAGCCGCAGCAGCAAUCAAGAUGGCAACCGAACAGCCGCGAGUACACCUCCCCCCGUCGCCGCCUCUGCUACGUCGUCCGAGAAUAAGGCAGCGGCAACAACGGCAGGCCUCCCCCCACGGGCCGCUGUGGCUACGGUCGUCAACCACGUCACGCCAGCCGUUCAGCCGACGGCGUUGCAGCCAGUGUUCGCAACACCAGAGGUGCUGCGCCGGCGGCUGGUGGAGGACCACAUUCACAGAGAAACGCUCCGUGCGCGGCUUGUCCACGCUGUCGAUGAUAAAUCCAAGGACGGCGACAGCCAGGAUGGUAACAAACCCACCGCGCCAACGUUCCAGCCGGCGCUUAGCUGCCGUGCUGUUCUUGCCGCCUUUGCAGUCUCUGUGCGGAACUUCUACCGCGCGCAGCGGGAGCGGCAAGACUUCGAGAACCCGUUUGAGUACCCGCGGCAGGAGGAGCAGCUGUACCUUGAUUGCAUCACCCUCAUUGAGCAGCAGUUUGAGCGAAUCUUCCUCCACGCACUGCUGUACGAGCGAGAGAAGGCCGACGUGUACGACCGGAGCGCUGCCAAGGCGGUGUGGCAGUUUGUUGCCAAUGGCGAUGCCGCGUCAGCAAUGAGUGUGGACAGCGGAAGCGGUGGCAACCGCUGCUGCUGCUGCUGGUUGGAUGAGGCGCACCUGUGCUAUCUCGUUCGCUUCCUUCAACACUUUCCGCAGCUGAUGGGACUCGCCAGCGCCACGGUCGCCCAGCCCACCACAAACUCCACCCCCGCACCAGGAGCAGCCAACGCCAAGCCGGAUCUGCACAUCACACGGGUGGCAAAAGGUGUCAUAGAAAAGUUCGCUAAAAUCACAGAAGAAUUUCUGGUGUUUAUUNACGCCAAGCCGGAUCUGCACAUCACACGGGUGGCAAAAGGUGUCAUAGAAAAGUUCGCUAAAAUCACAGAAGAAUUUCUGGUGUUUAUUGCGCAGUAUGAGCAGAAGGUCCUGGGCGCUGGGGAGGCUGAAGAAGCGCGCGAGGAAUAG